GCUAAGAAUUCAGCGGCGCCCAGGCCGCACUCCCAGGCGCUCCCAUACCCAAGCCCUGUUCUGAGCUGAGCCCUUUUCGACGGCUCCACAUAGCUCAUUGUGUCUCAAUGGUGCCCGGUCAUGUGCUCGUGGACAUUGUAGAGAGUGUUGGCUGGUAGUUGGUUCAGCGACAUCAUGUCGCUCAGCGGAUUGCUCAGCGCAACAAACCGCUGUUCUGUCACUCCUGACAUGCUUGCGCACGCACGGAUGGUACAAUGGGUCCAUCACACGUGUACUGGGGCCCAUCGAGGUGGCGAGAAACAUAUGCCUUGUCUUGCGCAGGCCACGGCUGGCUUAGCUUCCGACUGUUCGGCACCUUGAGCCUACUACGUGCGCCAACGGGUUGCGCCGUUGUGGGGGCUCGUUCCUCAAUACUGGAGGGCUUAGCUUCAUAGCUCCGACCACACGACGCCGCGCUGUGCUGACUGCAGCAAACCUAGCUAUUCUUGACCUUGGUACGCAUAAUGAGCCAAUAAGGCAUUCCUAAGGACGUUCACAAGUACCAAAAGUUCAACAUGCAAGGAGCGCUGCGCGGUCUCGGUGCUCGGCCGCCGACGAAUUGUGGCGGUGCUUCGUGCAGCGGUCGCGUGGGGCCAUGCAGCGCGCAAUUGAACCCCAGGGGAAUGGUGCCAACCGUGGGUCGAGGGCACCAGCACCGAAUUCUGCCGCCAUGCCGCAUCACUAGUACCCAAAAGGAGCUUUUCCAAUCAAAGGAAGCAAAGGACAUGAAUAUCGAAGACAAGGGCGAGGAUUUGUACAUGGACCUGCCAGACCCCCAGGUGUUUGACGCGGAGAAGGGGCCACUGGAGAAGCGUAUCCAGCGGACAUUUGACCAGGCGGUCAAAGAUGACAUUGUGGACCUCCGAGACACCGAGUACUGGUUCUCAACCCCCGAGGAGACGUGGAACAGCAAGCCUCAGCGGGUGCACUUCAUGGAGCAGGACGAGGAGCCGCUCACGCCACAGGCCUGGCACCCGCCGCAGGAGGGGCUGCCGGAGGGCGACGAGCGGAUCGCCUUUACGGAGCUGGAGGAGGGGCGCGUGUAUCUGGGCAUGGUGACGGACGUGUGGCUCUACCACGGCGUGCAGGUUGACAUCGGGGCCGAGUUCGACGGCCUCAUCCCCUGCACGGAGGAGCAGUGGGAGCUGGCGGUGGACCACAUAGACGUGGGCGAGGUGGUGCUGGUGGAGGUGCACAAGAUGCGGCAGCCGGGCCUGUACCGCUGGCCGCUGCAGCUCAAGUUCUGUGUCAAGGGGCUGCAGGACCUCAUGACGCCGCCUGACGAGUACACCAGCCCCGUGGACCACGGCUGGGCUGUGGACCAGGGCUGGAGCGCGGAGGACAUUGCGGAGGCCGCCGGCCGGCAGCUGGAGGUGCCCAGCUACUUCAUGCCGCACGACGAACAGAAGCAGGCGGAGGACGUCAUCGACGGCUACGGCACCGGCGAGAUGUACUGGCGGUCGUCGCGCUCCGAGCCGCUGGAGGACUACGUGGACGACCCGCUGGAGGACCCCGCGGCGGAGCAGAUGAAGCGGCGGCAGGCGGAGGUGGACGCGGCGGCGGCGGACCUGCUGCGCGGGCUGUGAGCUGGAGGCCAGUGUGUGUGGGGGGGGGUAGAGGCAGAGGGGAGAGGGUGAGUUGGAGGGGGUUGGAGGAGGAGGGGAGAGGAGGAGGUGGAGGAGGCGGAGGAGGAGGGGUUUGGAGGAGGAGGUGGAGGGAUUGGAGGGAGGAGGAGUUGGAGGGGCCCAAGCGGGCGGCGGCAUGACGGUGGUGUGGGCUGUGGAGGCGUGCUGUGCCGCUGGCGCAAGUAUGGCGCAAGUACUGUUGCCGGCUUUUAUGAGGCACGCAUGAUCCGGUAUGCAUUCUGUGCGGUCCGCUGGCAGUUACUGUGGCUCGGUGCGUGUGACUCGCACUUGUGUGGCAGGCGGGAGAGCAGGGAGAGCACCGGGUGAGACGCACGGAACGGGUUCCGCACCGUGUGUGCCGUGUAACCGGUGUAAGGC
Chlamydomonas reinhardtii is the source of this 2042-nucleotide messenger RNA. RefSeq lists its product as uncharacterized. Gene Ontology annotation, cellular component: plastid-encoded plastid RNA polymerase complex. Bases 555 to 1625 code for a protein of 356 amino acids. The record is from RefSeq and is a predicted model, not a curated record. The transcript is spliced from 10 exons. NCBI's taxonomy places the organism in Eukaryota, Viridiplantae, Chlorophyta, Chlorophyceae, Chlamydomonadales, Chlamydomonadaceae. Gene Ontology annotation, molecular function: RNA binding.